UCCGAGCUUCCAGCUUUUUAUUUCCUACCAAUUGGAAUUGGGUUGCGCCGGCCAGUCGCAAUUCUUAUUCGCUGACGUCUUGACAUAGACGAUCAGUUAGGCUGAGCAUAGCUAUGAUUCCCCGGUAGCCCUUCGCGAGCUUUGUCAACAAGCCUUUUGGCUUCCCUCGCUACCUCGCUACCUCGUCAUGUUCUCUAAUUCCGAAGCUCGCAAGUCUGUCGACAGCUUGCCGCCUCUGUCGCCUCACGGCCGAUCCGAAUUCCCUUUCCACCGACAAGGCUCGUCUGCCUUUCCGAAAGCACGAAGAGGUUCGACUGCAAGUUCUAUCGCAAGUUCGAUACACUCCAUCGGUGGUCAUCUAGAUACGUCUAGUAGUUGGUCUCAGACCGUUCACGAGACAGGGCAGAAUGCUAUCUCUACUCUCCUCCAACCGCCCAUAGUACGGACGGGGCUACUUCCGCACACGUCCGCCCCUGCUUCAAGCGCUCACAGGCCGCCGACCGCACGAGACAUACCACCCGUUACUUUGACAAAUAUACCACAUGUCGAUAACGACGAAUUUAAACCAUACUUAGCGCAGGUAGGGGCGUUAUAUGAGCAGCUAAGGCGUGUGAAAGAGAGUGAUGAUGAUGGCAGUGAUCACAUAUUUGGACGUGGCAGAGCUGAAGAACAUGCUGGCGUGAUAGAUGAAAGUCAUUUGAAACCGGGCAGUCGUCCGGGAAGUUCACGGAAAGUAUCUGGGUCAUCGAUUAGAUCUGUAUCUCCUAUCGAUUCACCUCCGGCACGCACAAUACGAAGGAGAUCUAGUUCUGGUUUCAGUCGGAAGGCAUCGGUCCAGGGUCCACCUCCGCUAUCUACCAUUCCGAAUGUCUACUUCGACGAGGACUUUCACCUAGAGAAUCCCCGAACGUUUGAUGUCGUUACCGAGCGAUCCGAAGUAGUUAGACCACCGCCUGGCUCCGUGGAGGAAAAGAAUGCUGCAAAUGGGAAUGCUGCGGCCCCGCGCAAAAAUCUUGCUACGAACGCGAUAUUGCAAGAGAAGCUAUCGUGGUAUAUGGAUACGAUCGAGAUGCACUUAAUCUCCUCCAUAUCGACCGCUUCCACUACGUUCUUUACAGCUUUGGGCUCGCUGAGAGAACUCCACACCGAGGCAGCUGGAUCGGUCGAUAGAAUAAAGACGUUGCGAAAAGAGCUCGUGGCCCUUGAUGAGGAAGUCGCGGCUAGAGGGCUAGAUAUUGUCCAGAAACAACGGCGACGUGAGAACCUACAACAACUAAAUGAUGCUGUCAAACAGUUGAAGGAGAUUGUCGAGUCAGUCGCGGCAUGCGAGGAAUUGGUAGAUUCUGGAGAAAUCGAAAAGGCAUUAGCUAGUAUCGAUUCUUUAGAGAAACUAAUUGCAGGCGAGCGGAUACCUCGUCCAAAACAGGACGAAGACCAUGGAUACCAACUACGCGAUUUGAGAGAUGCCGUUGCCCUUCAGGGUGUGAACGGCGACAUAUCUACUCUACGGUUCCGUAUCGGCAAAGGAUUCGAAACUAGGCUUACGGACAUAUUACUAAGCGACCUAAGACGCCACGUCGAUACCGUCUCAACCCAGGAAGUCCUACUCAGGUGGAGUAGCGCAGCAAUGCGAGCCCGCGGAGCUCCUAGCAGAGACUCGUCAGCCUUUCCGGCUUAUUUGUCCGCAACUGACGACCUCCGCUCACAGCUCAUGCCCAUACUAGAUGGGUUGCACCGCUCAAAACAUGUGACGAUUGCCAUAGCGUCCUAUCGAGAGGUAGUGUUGCGGGAAAUCCGGCUACUUAUCAAACGACCGCUCCCAACAUCCAACGAUGAUGAUAAUGAAUCCAUGAUGUCCGCAUCUACGAUGAAUUCAAAACGCUUAACCCAGCAAGAAAAAUCAUCUAUUCUCGCACGAAAUCUUCGAGCAUUGGAUGAGCAAGACGCCGAAAAUCUAUUUGUCAAGAUGUACAUUAGCGUCACAGAAACAUUGCGUAGACUAGGCACCCAGAUGAAAGUCUUGUUCGACGUCGCUAGUUCGUUAGGACAACAACCUAACACUGACUCCGCCUUGAAGUCGCCGAAUCCCCUGAAAUCUCCGCCCCUCAAUAGCGCAAAUCGCGACCUACAAGAAGAUAUUCACCUGACUAUGGACAUGGCGAAUCUCCUCGGCCAAGCAGUCGACACAUCACAAGAGAAGAUUGUGAAGGUACUUCGAGUCCGAUCUGACCAAAGCUCACACCUACCUUUGGUAUGGUUCCUUCGAUAUUUCACUCUUAACCUCUAUUUUGCAAAUGAAUGUGAAGCGAUUUCCGGUAGGAGCGGCACAUCACUGAAGAAUAUCGUCAAUUCCCAAAUCAAGGAGUUCAUCCAGACACACGGCGAUGCGGAGAAGCAGAAACUAGCCCAAGGCAUGGAAUCGGAUCAGUGGAGUGCUAAAGAUUUCACCGAAGAGAACACCGCUUUACUCAAUCGCAUACUAGAAAGUAGCACAAAAGAUAAUGCCGCUUGGUCAGAAGGAAGCAAAAUCUGGAUACCGUUCGAUGAUGGAGGAGCCAAGGAAAAUACGAACGGUCGACCAAGGUCCGAAUCUAACGCGGCGGGCAAAGAAAAGGCGCGAAGCGCAAUUAUUGACGGGGAGACAUUUAUAUUACCCAACUCGGCAAUCCUCUGCUUGGAGGGCAUGUCCCACUUCCUACAUCUUGUCACUGGCAUUCCCUCUAUGGCCUCGGACAUAUCCAGCUCCCUAAUCGCGUACUUACAACUGUUCAACUCGCGAUGCACGCAGCUUAUUCUUGGCGCGGGCGCGACUCGGUCCGCCGGCCUGAAGAAUAUCACUACGAGGCACCUCGCCCUAGCGUCGCAGGCGCUAGCCUUUAUAUCGACGCUGAUCCCGCACGUGCGCGAGUUCGCCAGACGACACGCAGGUACAGGCCCGAACGUCAACAACGGCAACGUAGCAAAUCUGAUGGGCGAGUUCGACAAGGUCAGGCGGCUGUUCCAGGAGCACCAGAACAGCAUCUACGACAAGCUGGUGGAGAUCAUGAGCGGGCGUGCGGCGGCGCACGCUAAGAGCAUGAAGGCGCUGAACUGGGACCGCGAGGGCGACGUCACCGUGGACCUGUUCAUGGAGACGCUGUGCAAGGAGACGGUGACGCUGCAUAGGGUGCUCACGAAGCAUUUGCCGGAGGGCACGGUCAGGUUGAUUAUGACGCCCGUUUUCGAGAGCUAUAAGAGCCAGCUCGGGAAGACCAUGCAGGGGCUUGAGGUUGCGGAGUUGGGCGCCAGGAGGAUGGAGUCCGAUAUUGAAUAUCUCAUCAGCCGGCUGAGCAAGAUCGACGGCUUCGGCGAUACGGGGGAUAGCCUGCUGGCGAUCGCCGUAUCGAAGAAGCCGGAGCCUAAACCGGAGGAUGUUAAAGCGGAUACCAAUAAUAAUAAUGGGGAGACGGCAAAGGAGAACGGCGACGGGGAAAAGAAGAACGGUAACGGUAACUCGGAUGAGUCGCCGGGCGAGGAGGCUAAGGGAAAUGAAAAGGAGAAGAGUGGGGAGGAGAGCAAGUAAAGGAGAGAGGGGAUUGAUUCCUAGGGCAUUUUCGG
This is a messenger RNA of Annulohypoxylon truncatum, 3597 nucleotides long. Its product is annotated as putative GARP complex component. Gene Ontology annotation, cellular component: GARP complex. Lineage: Eukaryota; Fungi; Ascomycota; Sordariomycetes; Xylariales; Hypoxylaceae. The record is from RefSeq and is a predicted model, not a curated record. Gene Ontology annotation, biological process: retrograde transport, endosome to Golgi; Golgi to vacuole transport. Gene Ontology annotation, molecular function: syntaxin binding. The transcript has 2 exons. Bases 188 to 3562 code for a protein of 1124 amino acids.